Messenger RNA from Vanessa tameamea, 1511 nucleotides. It is a transcript of the gene Nle, whose product is annotated as notchless protein homolog 1. Gene Ontology annotation, molecular function: protein binding. The transcript has 10 exons. Gene Ontology annotation, cellular component: nucleolus. The record is from RefSeq and is a predicted model, not a curated record. Gene Ontology annotation, biological process: Notch signaling pathway; ribosomal large subunit assembly. Lineage: Eukaryota; Metazoa; Arthropoda; Insecta; Lepidoptera; Nymphalidae. Bases 69 to 1496 code for a protein of 475 amino acids.
GUGUUUUUGACUUAAGCAAGCAAUAAGCAGGUUAUAUUUACAAAAAUAACUUUAAAUAAGAUUUUAAAAUGGACAUAAGCAAUGACUUGCCUAGCUGUGUGCAAGCUAGGUUUAAAUCAGAUACUGGAGAAGAAACAGGCAGCCCAUUGGAUUUACCUUUAACCAUAAAUAAAGAUCAACUUACACUUAUUUGCAAUGCAUUGCUAAAAGAGGAAGAUAAACAAUUUCUAUUUUUCGUCAAAGAUACUGAAAUAACAUCAACAUUACACGAAGCCUUGGAUCUUACUAAAUUAAACUCUGAAGAAGUUGUAGAUAUUAUAUAUCAACAACAAGCAGUAUUUAAAGUUCGACCAGUAACACGUUGUACAAGUUCUAUACCUGGACAUGCAGAGGCAGUUAUAUCAACGUGUUUUAGUCCAUCAGGCAAUAAUUUAGCCAGUGGUUCUGGUGACACUACAGUUAGAUUUUGGGAUUUAAAUACACAAACUCCACUACAUGUAUGCAAAGGUCAUACCAACUGGGUACUCUGCAUAAGUUGGUCACCAGAUGGCUCCAAGCUUGCAUCAGCUUGUAAACAAGGUAGAAUUAUGCUGUGGGACCCAAUAACAGGUAAUCAAAUUGGGAAGACUAUGAUGGGACAUAAACAAUGGGUUACAGCACUAACUUGGGAACCUUAUAUUAGAAACCCAGAAUGUCGUAAAUUGGCAAGUUCAUCAAAAGAUGGUGAUGUUAGGAUAUGGGACACUGUAACUGGACACACAGUUUUAAGUCUGACAGGACAUUCCAAAGCAGUAACAUGUGUAAAAUGGGGAGGGACAGGCCUCAUUUAUACAUCAUCUCAAGACAGAACUAUUAAGGUCUGGAGAGCUGAUGAUGGUAUACUAUGUAGAACUUUAGAAGGUCAUGCCCACUGGGUAAACACACUAGCUCUGAGUACAGAUUAUGUUCUUCGAACGGGUCCUUUUCAUCCUAUUCUAGAUAGAUUAGAUUCUACGAAUGAUAGGACCAUUUUACAACAACGUGCAUUACAAAGGUAUGAAGAAACAUGUCAUAAAGGUGAAGAGAGGCUUGUGUCUGGCUCUGAUGAUUUUACACUGUUCCUGUGGCUACCUGAAAAAGAGAAAAGACCUUUGGCUAGAAUGACUGGCCAUCAGCAGCUCAUUAAUGAUGUUAAAUUUUCUCCAGAUACGAGAAUUAUUGCUUCAGCAUCGUUUGAUAAAUCUGUUAAAUUAUGGGAAUCAACAACUGGCAAAUUUAUAACAACUUUAAGAGGACAUGUGCAAGCCGUAUACAUGGUUGCAUGGUCUGCAGAUUCUAGACUUUUGUUAAGUUCCAGUGCAGAUUCAACAUUGAAAGUUUGGAAUUUGAAAACUAAAAAACUAGAAUUAGAUUUACCAGGCCAUGCUGAUGAAGUAUAUGCAGUAGAUUGGUCUCCAGAUGGAUCAUAUGUUGCUUCAGGAGGAAAAGAUAAAGUAUUAAAGUUGUGGCAACACUGAGGAAAUAAGAACCAA